Molecule: messenger RNA, 3298 nt
Organism: Vitis riparia (riverbank grape)
Lineage: Eukaryota; Viridiplantae; Streptophyta; Magnoliopsida; Vitales; Vitaceae
Product: calcium-transporting ATPase 12, plasma membrane-type-like
Exons: 1
Coding region: 37-3075 (1012 amino acids)
Biological process (GO): calcium ion transmembrane transport
Cellular component (GO): intracellular membrane-bounded organelle; membrane
Molecular function (GO): ATP hydrolysis activity; ATP binding; P-type calcium transporter activity
Source: RefSeq, a predicted model, not a curated record
UUCUUCUCCUCUAUUCUGAUCCAUUGUUUAUUUUUCAUGAUGAAGUUCCAUGGUGCAAGGCCCUAUCAGCGGUGGCGGUUGGCUUUCAUAGCUAUCUACUUCACCAAGGUUCUUGAUUCUUUGACUAAAAAGAUUUUUGAGAAGAACAUCCCACUGUUGGGCCCUGCGAUACUACGAUCUCCAUCUUUUAUUUCCAUUGAUGUUCAAGAUGUCCUUAAAAGUGAUUCAAAUGAUCACGUGCCCUUCUUCAAUAUUGACCAGAAGAUGCUGACUGAAACGGUGAGAGACAAGGACUUUGAACGCUUGCAUCAAUUCGGAGGAAUUAAACAGCUUGUAGCGGUUCUUAAGACUGAUGAAAAGGACGGUAUCGAUGGCCAUGAGGCUGAUCUUAAGCACCGAAGAGAAGUCUUUGGAUCCAAUCAGUACAGGAGGCCGCCCAAGAAGAGUUUCUUCAGUUUUGUUGUUGAAGCAUUCAAGGACACCAUCAUUAUUAUACUUAUGGUAUGUGCAAUCCUAUCUCUUGGCUUUGGAAUCAAACAGGAAGGCAUUAAAGAAGGGUGGUAUGAUGGGGGCAGUAUUGUUAUUGCCAUCUUUUUAGUUGUUAUCGUCUCCUCUGUAAGUAAUUUCAGGCAAUCAAGACAGUUUCAAAAGCUUUCGAGUGAGACUAGUGACAUAAAAGUGCAGGUGGUGAGACAAGGGAGGAGGCAACCCGUGUCCAUCUUCCAACUUGUAGUGGGGGAUAUUGUGUGUUUGAAUAUCGGGGAUCAGGUUCCUGCUGAUGGGUUGUUCAUGGAGGGUCACUCCCUGAAGGUGGAUGAAUCUAGCAUGACUGGCGAAAGCGACCAUGUUGAGAUCAAUGAUAAAGAUAAUCCAUUCUUGUUCUCUGGCACCAAGGUAUCGGACGGAUUUGGUACAAUGCUUGUCACUUCGGUAGGGAUGAACACGGCAUGGGGUGAGAUGAUGAGCUCUAUUCGUCGUGAAUUGGACGAGCAGACUCCGUUGCAAGCUCGUCUCGACAAGCUGGCUUCAACCAUAGGGAAGCUUGGGUUGGCUGUGGCUCUGAUUGUUCUUGUGGUUCUCAUCAUCCGGUACUUCACUGGAAACACUGAAGAUGAAAAUGGGAUGCAGGAGUUCAAUGGCAGCAAGACAAACAUCAACGAUGUGAUGGAUGCGGUGGUGCAUAUCAUUUCUGCAGCAGUUACCAUUGUGGUGGUGGCGAUUCCAGAGGGUUUGCCUUUGGCUGUAACCCUAAGUCUGGCCUAUUCAAUGAAAAGAAUGAUGGCUGAUCAAGCCAUGGUCAGGAAACUCUCAGCAUGUGAAACAAUGGGCUCUGCCACAACCAUUUGCACAGAUAAAACUGGCACCCUCACCUUAAACAAGAUGAAGGUCGUUGAGUUUUGGCUUGGGAAUGAAGUAAUAGAGGAUGAUACUUACUUGGAAAUAGCUCCAUCUGUCCUUCAGUUAUUGAAACAGGGGGUUGGUCUGAACACGACUGGUAGCGUUUGCAAGCUCCCUUCCACAUCAGUUCCAGAGAUCUCAGGUAGCCCCACUGAGACAGCAAUUCUCACAUGGGCUGUGGUAGAUUUGGGCAUGGACAUUGACGAGCAGAAGCAAAGUUGUGAGAUUCUCCAUGUUGAGGCCUUCAAUUCAGAGAAGAAGCGAAGUGGGGUUUUGGUGAGGACAAUCACUGACCAAACAAUUCAAACACAUUGGAAGGGAGCUGCUGAGAUGAUACUAGCCACGUGUUCACACUAUUUUGACAAAGGUGGGAAAACAAAACUAAUGGAUGAUGACAAAAGAAUGCAGUUUGGAGGAAUUAUUAGAGACAUGGCAGCUAAAAGCCUGCGUUGCAUAGCAUUUGCCUACAAACAGGUUCUACAAGAAAAUGGACAGUCCCAUGAGAAGCUUGAAGAAACUGGCAUGACCUUGUUGGGGCUAGUAGGCUUGAAGGACCCCUGUCGACCAGGGGUCAGAAGAGCAGUAGAAGAUUGUAGAGAUGCUGGAGUGAAAAUUAAAAUGAUCACUGGAGACAACAUUUUUACUGCAAAAGCUAUAGCCAUGGAAUGUGGGAUUCUCAAACCUGAUGAGGAUAUGAACAAUGCAGUAGUGGAAGGUGUAACAUUCAGAAAUUUCUCUGAUGAAGAGAGGAUGGAGAAGAUUGACAUGAUUCGGGUAAUGGCCAGAUCUUCCCCAUUUGACAAGCUUUUGAUGGUGCAGAGCUUGAAGCAGAAAGGCCACGUGGUGGCAGUCACAGGUGAUGGCACGAAUGAUGCACCUGCACUCAAAGAAGCAGACAUUGGGCUAUCCAUGGGAAUUCAAGGCACAGAAGUUGCAAAAGAGAGCUCAGACAUUGUCAUCCUGGACGACAACUUCACUUCUGUAGUAACAGUUUUGAGAUGGGGAAGAUGUGUAUAUAACAACAUUCAAAAGUUCAUCCAGUUUCAACUUACAGUCAAUGUUGCUGCUCUUGUCAUCAACUUUGUUGCUGCAGUUUCUUCUGGUGAUGUCCCUCUGACUGCAGUCCAGCUCUUGUGGGUGAACUUGAUAAUGGAUACCUUGGGAGCUUUAGCCUUGGCAACUGAGCGACCCACUAAUGAUCUCUUGAAGAAGUCACCUGUAGGCCGAACCAAGCCACUUAUAAGCAAUGUCAUGUGGAGGAAUCUCAUUGCUCAGGCCCUUUAUCAGGUAGCUGUCUUGCUGAUCCUACAGUUUAAGGGAAAGGAUAUCUUCAAUGUGGAUGAGAAGGUUAAGAACACCUUGAUUUUCAAUACUUUUGUCCUCUGCCAAGUCUUCAAUGAGUUCAAUGCAAGGCACAUGGAGAAGAAGAAUGUGUUCAAGGGUAUACUUAAGAACAGGUUGUUUCUAGGGAUCAUCGGGUUUACUAUAGUUCUUCAAGUGGUGAUGGUUGAGUUCCUGAAGAGGUUUGCCGAUACUGUGAGGCUGAAUUGGGGGCAAUGGGGUGCUUGUAUAGCCAUUGCAUCUUUGUCUUGGCCAAUCGCCUGGCUUGUGAAAUGCCUUCCAGUUUCUGGCAAACGGUUUCUCAUCUUUCCCAAGCCUAGUGUCUCUAAAUCAUAAAAAAAAUAGCAGUGAUCAAAUCUCCCAAGAACUAGCCCGUAUGUAUUUGCUAUUUUAGCUUUCAUGCAUCUUUAGCAGCAGUAGUUUCUCCUAGUAUAGAAGUCUUCUCUGAAUUUCAGUUAAUGCAAAUUCUGGAUCACAGUAUUGAUCAUACUACAAUCAUUAGGACUGAAGUUACUUCACAAGAAUACAAUGUUCUUAAUUUUCUAGCUUCAGUCUUUUG